GCACACUUAUCGAUAAAUUGUGUAAAAUGCAAGUCUAAAUUAGAAAAAUAAAUAGACAGAUAAAUUGUAGCUGGAAAAUUGUAAAAUAAACGACGCCACAUACGACACAUAAGCCAGAUAAGGCGCGGGAAAACGAGUGUGUUCGACUGUGUGUGUGUGUGUGUAACGCACAUGUGCAUUUAAAUGGAAAUGGAAAAAAAGACUAAGGAGCAAAUGCGUCGGUAUAAAAAGUCGCGGCACACGCAUUCCAGCAGCGAUAGCUCGAGUACAGAGACGGAAAGCGGUAGCAGCUCAUACAGCAGCUCCGACAGCGAACGCGAUCAUCAUGGUCACGGGCAUCCGCAUCCACAUCCGCAUCCACACCCGCAUCAGAGAGUGGCAGUUGUGGAGCAUCGUCAUCAUCGUAAGAAGAAGAGCUCGCGACGAGCGGGCAGCCCCUCGUCUUCCGGCGAGGAGCGUCGCAAACGGGAUAAACGUGAUCGGGAUCGCGAUCGUGACCGGGACAGAGAUCAUGUGCAGAAGAAGCUCGUGGCGAAGCGCAAUCACAUCAAGCGCAAGCUGAAGGAGGCCAGGCUCAAGAAGCGGGCAGCCGCCGCACUCAGUGGCCACGGACAUCGCGCCCUCUCGCCGGCAACGCAGGCCAAGCUGAAGAAGCUGGCGGAACGCAAGCAUAUGCGUGCUGCCAGCAAGGAGCAGCGCGAACGAGAGCGCGAGAAGCUGCGCAGUGUGCAUCGCGAGCGGGAGCGAGAUCAUCAUCGAUUGGGCAACAGCCGGUCGCCGACGGGCCUGGCCAGCACGACGACCACCACCAAGAUACGCAUCCAUCAGGAUGUGGGCAAGCGCCAGAAGAGUCCAGGCUCUGUCAGCAGCUUGGGCUUGGGUCCCCAGUGUAUGCCCGCUGCUCGGAUGCACCACACGCUGAUGUCGCGUGAGAAGCUCAUCAUACAGACGAGGGCGCGCGGACGUACGCCGUCGCUGGAGCGCGAGCGGGAGCGAGAGCGGGAAAGGGAGCGCAUCGAACGAGAGAGGGAGCGCGAGCGCUUGGAGCGGGAGCACGAACGGCAGCGACAGCACGAGCACAAGCUGCAGCGGCACGAUGAUCUGUCGCUGCGCGAACGCGAGCGGGACCGACGUGAGCGCGAACGUGAGCGCGCCGAGCGGGAGGCAGCCAGGGAUAAGGAGCGUGCCGAGGCAUUGGCCCGUUGCCAAGAGCGACAACGGGAGCGUGAGCGCUUAGCACGCGAGAAGAUGCGUCGCCAGGAGGAGGAAGAGGGCGGCGGCAAAAAACCAUAUAGCGUUGUUGGCGUUGGUCGCGAUCUGGACAUGACCAUGACCAUGCCGUACGGCAGUCGGGAGCGUUCGCUGGAAGCUGUGGACCGUCCCGGACGACAUGUGCGCGACAAACGCGACCUGGUCGAUGCCUACGAACGGGAGCAGGAGUUCAUCGAGGCGGAGCGUCACGGUCUCGUCCUCGAUGAGAUGCGUCGCUACGGCGGCGGCGGUGGCCAAAGACGUCGCGAUCUCAGCCCCCUGCCGCCCGAUCAUUAUCCGGGCAGACUGCGCGAUCCGCGCGACAUCUACUCGGAGGAGGAGCGCGAAAGGGCGUAUAAGCGUGCGUAUAUGGAGCAGCGUUACUCCAGGGAGCGGGAGGCGUGGCUGGAGGCGCGCGAGAUGCGCGACUAUCGUGAACUGGAUGCCGAGGAUGUGCUGUACGAUGACCGCGAGCGCAUGAUCCGUGAACGUGAACGGGAACGGGAGCGAGAACGGGAGCGGGAGAGAGAUCGCGAACGAUUGCCAUCGCGCGGUGAUUAUCGUGCUGAGUGGGAGCGCGAAUGGGAUGAGGAUACUGGCUCUGCUGGCGGCGUUGGCGUUGGUUCUGGGGCUGCCAGUAACAAUGCGACACCUGGACGUGCCAGCGGUUUCAUUGGCGGACCCAAACGGCCGAAGCCACCAAUCCAGCAAACAGCACAGCAGCAGCAGCAGCAGCAACAGCAGCAGCAGCAACAACAACAACAGCAGCAUUCGGCAUCGGAGCCCGACUGGGAUGCCGAUGAGCGAGAGGAGUGCGUCGCUGGUGGUGUGCCUGUGAUUAAGAACGAGCCCGCCUGGCUGGAGCACGAUCAGCGCGAGAAGCCGCGUGCCUGGCAGCAGCCCAACAACAACAACAUCAACAACAGCAGCAGCAACAAUAGCAACAACAACAGCAAUGAUUGGCGCGACAGCGACGAACCGAACUUUGGCCGGAGCAGCAAUGUUACUGGUAUUGAGGUGCAGGCGGCGCCACAUCAUGCGCCGAGUGCCUCGCCACAUCAUGCACCAAGCCAAGCCUCGCCACAUCAUCAUCAUCAUGUGCAUCCGCGUGGAGAGCGUGGUGGCGGCGCCGGCUGUGGCGGACGUGGCUUUCGACGUGGCGGCGGACCAGGUCAUAAUCAUGGUGAUCAUGGCGAGCGCGGCUUCCGAUCACAUCCGCCCCCGUUGAUGACGUUGCCGGUGCAGCCGCCCGGUGGCUAUCAUGGCGGUAGUUCGCGUGGCUUCCUCCACAAGCGUAUGCCAUAUGGUGGCGGUGGUGGCAGUUAUCUCAAGAAGCAUCCGCAUAUGCAGCCCGUUGCAGCCACUGUGACAGUGUCCACUGUACAGCCGCCGGUGCAUGUCCAGGCCAAGCCGACCAAUGCGGCAGCCCAGGCCAGUGCUGUGGCAGCGGCAACCACUGCGGUCGCGGCGGCAAAGGCGGCCGCACAGAGCGCUGCAAAUGCGACCACAAAUCCGGGCAUAUUGGCACAGGUUAGCAAGCUGCCAAACAUUAAGCAGGAGGAUGCAUCCGAGGACUCGGUAGGCACGCCAGAGCUCAGCACGAGCAGCGGUGCCGUCGAGCCGCCAUCCUCGGAACAGAUCCUAUCGAUGGAUGCGUCGCUGCGCCAAGUGAAACAGGAGCCAAAGACAAACGGCGAACUGAGCGAGAUCAGCGAUAGUGAUGAUGAUAUACUGAACACAACCGACAAGGUGAAGCCCAAAUGCGAACUGGAAAUGGAUGAGGAGACGCUGGCUAGCGCACAGGAGCUAUCAACCGAUGCACUCUCCCCCAGCGAAGAGCCCAUCAAAAGCGAGGUGGACUCUCAGCCGGAUCCGAAUCCAGAGUCACCGGCCCAGGCAGAGGGACAGACACAGUCGAGCAUUAAGAGCGAGGAGAUCGACGAGGUGCUCGACUUUGAGGAGAUCUCCGAUGGUGAACUGGAAGAGGACGCCAGGAAUAAGGGCAUUGGCGAUGCGCUGGGCGUGGACUGGCAGGGCCUGAUUGCUGAGACGCGACAGCAGGCAUUGGAUCAUGCCGCACUGCAGGGUGUCGAGCGCAUUACAUCGGCCAAGCAGCGCUGGCAGCCACAUCGCGUUCUCCUCGACAUGGGCAUUAGUUUUGAGAUGGCCGGCGAACAGUAUGCCCAACAGGUGCUCGAGGAUUCGCGCAAGCAGCUCAUGCUCGAGAAGCAAAAAGAGAAACAAAAGAAGCAGCAGCAACAGCAACAACAGCAGCAGCAGCAGCACUAUCAUCAAUUCGAUGUGGAUGUGGGUGUAGUGAAGACGGAACCGGCGGAACACAAGCCGUUUGCCAAUAGCAAAUUGCCACUGUUGGACGACUACAGCGAAUUGCUGAGUAGCGAUCCGGUGGAGCCGCUGGCCUGCGUCCAAAUGGGUUUGCGCAGCGUGGCCGCCGAACGGAGGCGUCUCGUUGGCAACGUUUGCGGCCCGGGCAGUCGGGCGCUCAGCGCUCGGCAGGAUUUACGCUUGCGCCGCCAGCUGUGCGGAUUGCCAGCCCGUGAAUGCGAAUUUCCGCGCAAUGUGCCGCUGGUCAGCGAUGGUUUGCGCUCGCUGGCCCGGAAUAUGUUCCAGCGCUCGCUCGAUGUCAAAUGAGAUCCGAUCACUCAACGUCGGCUCGAGCCGUACAGCUAUAGACUUGAUUUUCAAAUCUAUACCCAUGGCCUGGACGAUGGUUCAGUCGGCGAGAAUGUGAACACUGACAAUGUAAACGAUGAUGACCUGAGACGAUGGUGAUGAUAGCAGCUGAUGUUAACUGUUCCGCGGCUUCUCCAAAAUUACCUUAAUUAAGUCCGAGAUUACAAUAUAUAUAUGUGUGUGUGUGUGUGUGUAUACAUACAGUGCCGCUCAAGUGAAUAGGUUCAAAACACUUCCACACAUCAUUUUCUUAUUGAUUUAAUAUUGGCUAAACUGAAUAAGUACGUUGUGACUUAAGGCAAUAAUUCACCCGUUUGGUAAAAAUAAACGAAUUAAGUUUAAAAUUAGUAUUUGCUGAAAAUGAA
Messenger RNA from Drosophila grimshawi, 4310 nucleotides. It is a transcript of the gene Flacc, whose product is annotated as fl(2)d-associated complex component. Bases 184 to 3903 code for a protein of 1239 amino acids. Gene Ontology annotation, cellular component: RNA N6-methyladenosine methyltransferase complex. The record is from RefSeq and is a predicted model, not a curated record. The transcript has 3 exons. NCBI's taxonomy places the organism in Eukaryota, Metazoa, Arthropoda, Insecta, Diptera, Drosophilidae.